ACUCUCGAGACUGUGCGUAUUAGGGGAAAUACCGAGAGUCCAUAUAUAAGUGGUGGUGGGAAUGAAUGCUUCCUAACGUGUAAUGGGCACCAUGAAUCAUGGUAGUGAAUGAUGGCAAUCAUGGCACACUACUGGUUUAGCAUGGUCGGGGCACUGUGUACAUAUCGUGAUUCCAACUGCCCGAAUAGUCGUGCAAUUACCUCGCACCAUACGGAGUCGUCUUGAUUCCUGGCAGAUCGUACCAUGCAAAUCAGUGGAACGAGUUCUUUCAGAAACGCGUGUCUAGCCUGAUCCAGUCCGAAGUGAGUGGCAUGGAAGUAGGAAUCAAUCGAGCUCAGCGGAACGCGCGUACUUGCGCCUAGUCGUCCGAUGGCUUCAGGCGCCCGAUAAGAUCACCUUACACAAGGAUGGGAAGACUUUGUGCUGACAGUUUCAGGAGGUUGAACCAAAUUCAGGCCAAGUCUAUGAGAACCCGGGCUUCGGAGGAGAUAUGACUCGCCUCGCCAAAUAUCACGUUCUUUUUUGUUCCCGUUUUUUUUUUCAAUGGGUAUACGUAUUCCAAUUGUCGUCCGGACUGGGAGCACAAUGGGUUGACAUGCCAUUGUCAGUGAUAAUAGUAGGUGGGAGCGGGACAACCAUUGUCCAAUGAGUGUAUACGGCGCAACGAGUGUUCAAGAGGAACGGCAACCAUUUGGAAAGCAGACUCAAUUUAAUUUGGAUUUGCAAACUCGCAGUGUAAACAUAGAUCAGGUACCAAGGUGGAAACGCGCUACAUGGACUGACAUCAGUAGCCAAUUACUGUACUUGUACAGCUGCGGCGGAGUAGCUGCGCACAGUGAGAAGUCCUCUGGUGGAGAUGUCGGUCAGCAAGAGAGCAAGAAUUCGGGCAGGUUUCAGCGUCAUCAAGUGGCUAUAUUGUCAUGGAAAUGAACGGAGGUAGAUGAGGGCAACGGAGGGUUAGCGAGUUCGGUAGCCUCGUGUCACGACGACGAGGAACAGGAAGCAAAUGGCAAAAACAGACUAAAAAAUAAUCUAAAAAAUAAAUCAGCCCCCGCGGCUACGUCCGCUCACGUGA
Molecule: messenger RNA, 1075 nt
Organism: Serpula lacrymans var. lacrymans S7.9
Lineage: Eukaryota; Fungi; Basidiomycota; Agaricomycetes; Boletales; Serpulaceae
Exons: 4
Coding region: 646-930 (94 amino acids)
Source: RefSeq, a predicted model, not a curated record